Molecule: messenger RNA, 7354 nt
Organism: Cannabis sativa
Lineage: Eukaryota; Viridiplantae; Streptophyta; Magnoliopsida; Rosales; Cannabaceae
Product: helicase protein MOM1
Exons: 21
Coding region: 187-6987 (2266 amino acids)
Biological process (GO): heterochromatin formation; negative regulation of transcription by RNA polymerase II
Cellular component (GO): nucleus; chromatin
Molecular function (GO): ATP hydrolysis activity; ATP binding; ATP-dependent chromatin remodeler activity
Source: RefSeq, a predicted model, not a curated record
GUUUUCUCUUUCAUCUUUCUCUCUCUAACGUUCCCUCGUUUUUUCAUUUUCACUUUCUCACUCUUCUCACAAAAACCAAACAUUAUUUUGUUCAAAUCCUCAAAUUCUUAAUCUUGAGUUCAUUGUUCAGGGUUUGUAGGGUUUUGAAUUUUGUCUUUGAAUUGAAGAAUUUCUGGUUAUGAGAGCAUGGGGAAUGAUGCUCGACCUAGUCGGAAAGGUAAAGAUGAUGAGAAUACGUUUGGGUUAAGAAGAUCUUCUAGAGAGGUAUCUGAGACGAAGGAAGCUCCGAGUGUUCGUAAGUCGGAGAGACUUGAGAGGCGAGUUCCGAUGAUUUCUCCGGAGAAGAAAUUGACGCCUACUGUUAGUCCUCUUAGAAGGUCUGAUAGGGGAAAGAGCUCGGCAUCACCUUCUUCUGUAUCGAAAAAUGCUGGCAUUAGCUCGAGUUUGAAGAAUUUGAAGAAGAAAAGUAAGAAAGAGAAGAGUGUUAGAGAAUUAACUGAGGAUUUAGAAGCUAAAGAAGCUGAAAAAGGUAAAGAAGAUGAGGAAAUUGAUAUUGAAGAACCGGAUUUAGAAUGUCAUAGAGUGAAAAAGAAGAGGAAGAGAUUGGAUGCUCAUGCUUACAUGGGGGCUUUCAAGAGCCCAAAAGCAAAGAAGGUUAAAGCUAACAAGACGAUGGAAGAUAACAAUGGUGGAGAGGAGCCUUCCGGCUCUAGUAUGAAGCCUGGUGAAGCUGAAAUUGGUGACGAAUCGGGAGCUUUUAGCAUUGGCGAAUUCAAUGAUAUUGAUGCCACAGUGGAGAAGGAUAUUGAUGAACCUGACCCAAUAGAGUUGAUGGAAAGCGACCACGAAAUCAUGUCUUCACCAAGUAAAAAUAACAUGUUGGACCAGAACUCUAAUCCUGUGGAGAAACUUGACACAUAUUCUACUAGUCCAAGGGUGAACCUCGACUCAACAGGGGGCAGGUUUUCCUCAGAUAAUGUCAACAGGGUGAACCUAGACUCAACAGGGGGCAAGUUUUCCUCAGACAGUGUCAACUCAAAUCAAGAAAUAGCUGCAGCCAUUUUAACAACGGAUAGAGGGGAGUGUGAAGCUAGUACUACUACCGCUGAGAAUUGUGAAAAUCAUAUGCAGCAAAAGGAAUCAUCUGGAGAUCUUCAGACAGUUGGUGAACAAAAUACAUGUUUUAAAUGCAAGGUCGGGGGAAGCCUAUUGUGCUGCCAUGGAAAAGAGUGCAAAAGAAGCUAUCAUCCCACGUGUCUAGAUCCUCCUAUGGAUGGUGUCAUUCUUGGAGUUUGGUAUUGUCUUAUGUGUGUCAUGAAGAAGUUAGACUAUGGUGAACAUUCAGUGUCGGAGGGAGUAGAGGCAAUCUUUGAUGACAGGGUUGUGGAAGUAUUAGAUGUUGAUGCAUCCCAAGAACAGAGGGUUUUUUUUGUUAAAUACAAAGGGCUUGCACAUUUUCACAAUAUUUGGGUACCCGAAUGUAAGCUGCUUCUUGAUGCUCCAUCACUUGUUGAAAAAUUCAACAGAGAAAGCCAGGUGUGGAAGCCAGAAUGGAAGGUUCCCCAUCGGUUAUUGCAGAAAAGAUUGUUGAUUUCCCCCGAGGGGCAUAACCAGAAUACUUUUACUAAGCUAGAUGGGCACCAUGAGUGGCUUGUAAAAUGGUGCAGUCUUGGCUAUGAGCAAGCUACCUGGGAGUUGGAUUAUACUUUGCUUAGUAAUGCUGACGGUAAAGCGCUAAUAAAGGAUUAUGAGAACAGACACAGCAUGCUGAACGGGGAUUCUUCUUCUCUAGAAGACAAGAUACUUGAGAGUGAAAAGUUAUUGGAACUGCUCGCUGGAAGAUCAACGCAAUUUCGUAGCAGUUGUCAGGAUUACUAUAACAAGCUACAUGAGUUUUGGCUCAAGGGCCCGAAUGCUGUUGUCAUUGAUGAACAGGAGAGAAUCUUGAAAGUGGCUUCGCUGGUUCAAUCAUUUCGCCCUAAACCUAGUCGGCCUUUUCUUAUUAUAUCGACUUUGGCAGCCCUUCAUUUGUGGGAUGAUGGAGUCCUUUGGUUUGUCAAUGCUGUAGUUUACAGUGGGGACAAAGAUUUAAGAAGAAGUAUUAGAAAACUGGAGUUUGGUGAGGGAGGUUCCCUGAUGUUUCAAGUACUUAUAACAACAAUGGACAUUGUUCUGGAGGAGUUGGAUGUGUUUAGAAGUAUAGAAUGGGAAUUAAUUAUAAUUGAUGAAUGCCAAUGCCCUACAAUCUCUUCACAUUUUGUUGAAAUUAAACAAUUAGAUACGGGAAGAAGGCUUCUUCUUGUUAGUGGUCAACUAAAGGAGACCAUCGCUGAAUACCGUAACUUGUUAUCUUUUAUAGAGUCUCCUUCUGAUUCACAAAGCAAAGAGUCCUUGCUAAUCAGUCCCAGUGAUAAUCUUGGUAAACUGAAGGAAAAGUUUUCAAAAUAUGUUGUUUAUCAAAGCAAGUUGGGAUCGUCAAGAUUCAAUGAGUACUGGGUUCCUGCCCCGAUUACAAAUGUGCAGCUUGAAGUGUACUGCAACACUUUGAUUUCAAACUCUACCAUACUUUGUUCAUCUCCGAAGAAUUUUAUUGUUGACUCAGUCCAUGAUAUUCUGAUGUCUUGUCGAAAGUGUUUUAAUCACCCUUACUUAGGAGAUAGAAGAGUCGUAGAGGUGGUUACGAAAGGCUUCAAGAAAGAUACACCUCCUUAUUAUCGUGCUGGAGUAAAAGCAUGUGGCAAGCUUCAACUUCUUCAUAUGAUGCUUUUGGAAAUACAAAAGCGGGGUUUAAGAGUUCUUAUCCUAUUCCCUGGCGCGGAUUUAGGAACGGCUUCUCUGGGACACAUUUUGGAGGACUUUUUAAUACAUACAUUUGGAAAAGCUUUCUAUGAGCGUGUUGAUAGCGAUUUAAAACCUUCUCAGAAGAUUUCUGCUAUGAAUAAUUUCAACAAGGACUGUGAAAGAUUUGUUUUCUUACUAGAAAACCGUGCUUGUAACAGCAGCAUUAAGUUGUGCUCUGUUGAUAUUGUCAUCAUAUUCAGUAGUGAUUUGAACCCGGUGAAUGAUGUGAGAGCCCUGCAAAAGAUAACUCUUGAUUUAAAAAGGGAGCAAGUAACAACAUUUCGUUUGUAUACACCAUAUACAGUGGAAGAAAAGGUUUUACAUCUUUCAAAGGAAGGGAAGCCUUUAGAUGGUAAGUCACCAAACAUAAACUUGAGUAUGAGUCACAUGUUACUAAUGUGGGGGGCGGCUCAUCAAUUCAAUACUUUGGAUAAGUUCCAUGGUGAAGGUGUAACAACCUCCUCCACAGAAAGCUUAGUUAAGGAACCCUCACUGGAAGAUGUUAUGAAGAAUUUCUCGCAGAUUAUUUCUUCAGAUAGAACAGACAAUGAGUCAAUAAUCAUAAAUGUUCAACAAGUUGGAGGAAUUUACUGCACAGAGUCUUCGUUAUAUGGUGAGCUACAAAGUGAAGUUAUGGACAAGGUUCAACCUCAUCUAUUUUGGACAGGAGUGUUGGAAGGAAAACAUCCUCAGUGGAAGUUUAUAUCCUAUGAUUUAUCGCAGAGAACUCGAAAGAAGGUACAUUAUUCUGACGAGACAUCAAACAACACAGGAAAUGAGAGUGAGGAAAUUUGUAAGAAGCGCAAGAAACUUUCAAAUAGUACAGUAGAUCCACCAUCUAUAGAACUUGGAUCAGAUGGAAAAUCAAUCUCUAGCUGUAAAGAAGUGUCUGAUUUUGUAGGAGCAUUUGGAACAACCACAGAUAACCAGCAACGAAAGAAAACGCUUGAUGCACAAAAGAGUCUCCAUCGUUCUUUGAAGCCUGAGAUUUUAAAACUUUGCAAGCUUCUAAAACUCUCGGAUCAAGCUCUGGGUGUGGCCGAAGAGUUUCUUGAGUACGUUAUGAAAUACCAUUGUGUCAACAGAGAAUCAAACACAAUAUUGCAGGCUUUUCAGAUAUCUCUGUGUUGGACUGUAACCUCUUUGCUGAAGCAGAAAAUUGACCACAAAGAAUCACUUGAACUGGCAAGACAACAUCUCAACUUCGAAUGUAAGAAAGACGAGGCAGAAUGUCUGUAUUCAAUGCUGAGGUGCCUAAAAAACAUAUUUGCAUAUCAGAUUGGGAAACUCAAAAUUGCGGAUUCACCAAAAGCUCCAAUGUUGACUACUACUGAUACCUUGGACCACUCAAAAGUGAAUGGUCAACUGUCUGUGCCCUCUAACGUAGAUAGGGUUAAAGUAGGGGUUCAAGACUGUACAGGGAAUAUGGAAAAUUUUGACAAACUUCUGUAUGAACUGGCAGAAAAAGAUAUUAACAAGAGUAUUAAGAAUGUCAAGAGCAUGUUUCAGAAGAAUCUGGAGAAACUCAUUCAAAAGCUCGAGAUAGAAAAAAAUGAAACAGAGCAGAAUUUUGAAGAAGGAAAGACUAGAAUACAGAAAAAUCAUAAACUCAAAAGAGCUGCUGCUCUUACAUGUUUUGAGCAUAAUACGUCAAUGAGAGAAGAACAACUUAAGUCGGUGGAUAAUUCUCUUGCUAAAGAAUUGGAAGAACUCAGGAGCAAGAGGGAUUUGUGCCUUAAAAAUCUUGAGACGAAAUAUCUUUUUAACAAGAUAAGGUUGCAAGAGGCGGAGUCUUGUUGGGUGAAGGACUUGGAAUCCUGGGCUUCUGAUGAAUUGUUGAACAAACCACCUAUAAAAAAAGCUGUAACUGGGUCUAAAUGCUCUCUGAGUGAUCAAGUUAGAGUUGAAGAUAAUCCUGAUAAUCUCCCUCUUUUGGCUAAUCUUUUAAAUAAUCGUAGUCAGGAAAAUCUACUGCAUGAAACUGCUGCUACUGAUGAGGUGACGUGUAUUCAUAUAGAUUCACUGGCUGCUUCUGAUAGUUUACCAGGUUCGGGAUCUCUUGAGCAGAAUACUACUGGACCUGUAAGUGAUGCUCAAGUAAUUGUCUCGGCUGAUCCAUCUGCCAAUAUGCAAAAUUUUGUUUCUAUCGAGAGCUCUUCACGUGAAGCACAUAUUGCCAAUGAAUCUACCCCAAUCGUACCUGAGACUGCAAGUUCCAUUCAUGGUGAUAAGAUUGUCUACACUGAAGUUCAAAUUUCUACUAAAGAACAAAUUGCACAGGGAGUAACAUUAGAUGUUGAUCAUAGUGGAGAAAAAGGUACUGAACUCUGCAAUGUCACAUCAAAUGGGGUUGCUGUCAUCAACCAGGAAGAUAGAGUUGAUAAUGCUUGCAAUCAGAAUUCUCUUUCCCAGGAGCCGUCACCGGAAAAUUCAUGUGCGCAGCCUGCUGUUACUUUGGCUGAUGGUAUAGCUGCGUCAACUAAUGAGGUGCCCCUAGGUGAAUGUGAUUUGCCACCAAUAUCUUGUGGAACACAGCUUGUAGAUGCCCAAAGAGCUGAUAAGCAGAAUACAUUAGACGAAGUUGUACAGUCGGGAUCAGAACCAAUUCCACCAUUAUCAUCCACUCAGUCUGUUCCGGCAUUGCAGCCCGUAGCACAAUUGGUUGAGGAAAAUGAACGUCGGCCUGGUGAUGAGGGUUUGAACUCUAUACAGGUUUCCCAGGCUCCAGUGCAACCUGUUGAGAACCCUCAGUUUUCAAAUCAAGCUGUUUCAUAUCCUAUGACGAGUUCAUCAAAUACACCCGUUAGGAAUUCAGGAAUGCAUGUUCCUGACCUUAGGAACAUGUCUGUUUCUGAAUCUUAUAAUCAUCUUGCACCACCCAUGCCGCUUCCAAUGAUGUCGUGGGGGGGUCCGCCCUUGAACCCUGAUCCACUUCAGGUGGAACUGGAGCGAUUAUGUCAAGAAUUCGAUCAAACUCGUAAGACCUAUGAUGAUAAGAAGCAGCAUCUAAAAGGUGAUUAUGAGAAGGAGAUUGCUGAAAUUAAUAAGAAGUAUGAGACGAUGAACAGGGAGGUCGAUACCGAGUUUUUUGUAAAAAAUAAGAAUUUCGAUGAUCUUCGCAACAAAUUAUGGUUGAAUAAAAUCUUGGCAGAGGCAUUCAGGUCAAAGUGUGAAUAUAGGUCAAUAGAUAGGUCUGGUGGACCUCAUCAAGAUGUGAAUGCUGCUGUUAUGCAGCAUCUGGUUCAGCUACAAAACUCUUUUCCUAUGCAACAAAACUUACAAAGGCCUCCUUUUGUUCCUAUAUGUUCAGGCGCUCCAAUUGCUACUGCACAAAACGUACAAAGGCCUCCUUUUGUUGCUACAUCUUCAACCGCACCAUAUGCUACCAUGGUGCAAAACGUACAAAGACCAGCCUCUCCAGCUUUCAUACUGCAAAAUGCUCAAAGGCCAGCCUCUCCAGCUUUCGCUCCGCAAAAUGCUCAAAGGCCAGCCUCUCCAGCUUUCACACAGCAAAAUGCUCAAAGGCCUGCCUCUCCAGCUACCGCAGGGCAAAAUGCACAAAGACUAGCCUCUCCAGCUACCGCAGGGCAAAAUUCACAAAGACUAGCCUCUCUAGCUACCGCAGGGCAAAAUGCACAAAGACCAGCUUCUCCUGCUACCACAGUGCCAAAUGCACAAAGAUCAGCCUCUCCAGCUACUGUGGUUCCAGUUUCGGAGCCUUCUGGUACUACAACAGUGCGAGCUUCAGUACCCUUAUCUACACCCGUACCAACCGUGCCAACUGCACCAGCAAGACCUCCCCAAAUCAAUUCCGUCUCCUAUCCAGCUCCAAAUCUUCAAGGCAGUCCUCAGAUUCGAUCCACCCCACCACAUCUCCUCCGACCAUCUGGACCCAAUCUUACAUCUCAUCCCCGGGGAAUACAACGGCCAACAAAUAUCCCUGCAUCAGCAUUAAACACAGUUCCCAAUUUACAACCACAGAUGCCAUCAUCUAUGAAUCAGUCUGUUCGAGCUGCUUCAAGUCAACCAGUUAGUUUGCCUACAGUACCAGUUAGUUUGCCUGAAGUUAGGCAAAACACUCAGCAGUUUAACUCAACCGGCACAGGUAGACCAACCGACGUAGUUUGUUUGUCAGACGACGACUAACCAAUUACAGCAGAUAUACAAACCUAACAUGGUCGCCGGGUUCUCUGACCCUGGGAGUAUUUUUUGACAUGACCGACCGACCGAGGUAGACAGGAAAAAAAAGAAAUAGUAGCUCAUUUUUGUUCUAAGGCCUUUGCAGCUUUACAUUAAAAAAUGAUGUCUUUAUUAUGUAAAUAUCAAAAGAAAUUAUUCUUACCACCCUUCCUAAUGCCUGUCUUGAUAGAGUUGUAAUUUUACAUUAUUUUGGUCGUCGUUUAUGCUUUCUGGUAGAGUCAUUUUAAGAAGAGGAAUAUCCAAAACCAUGAAAAACAAGUAAAAAGAAAUUAUGUAUAAUAUUUAAACAAAAUUAAGGUUAAAUUCAUGAAAA